AUGGCUGCCAGAGAUCGCCAAGAAGGCCGUGCCCCUGCGGGCAGGUCACCUCCUCCCACAGCAGAAUCUCCAAGACGUCCCACUCAGAUUGACACGCCUUUCAAGAAGCGCUUGCAGAACCUGGCAAGUCCCGGCAGCGCUGCCGGAUCCAGCGAGGCAGAAGACACAUCCAGCAAAAAAAGGAAACGCACGGGCGAGUACCUCUCUGAGGAUGGUCCUGAUGAGGAUGUGCCCGAGAGCCACUACGACCUCAACCAGGAGACCUUGACUCCAGGUGCCGAAGUGGAGAAGCGUCUGGCGGAUAAGAUCCGCUUGAGCUUCGAGCAGUUCUUGAUAAAGUUUGUGCCUGAGGGGCAGUUGAUCCCCAGGUACCCGGAUGCACUGCAUAAGAUGGCGGAGGAGUAUCAGGCACACCUUGAAGUGAGCUUCCAGCACCUACAGGAGUGGAGCGGCAACCUGGCAAUGUGGCUCUACGACUCUCCGAAGCAGAUCCUGCCGCUCCUGAACGAGACGCUGAUGCUUCAGGCGGCCCGGAAGUUCAAAAUCUACACCACCAUGGCGAAUGCCGGGGAGAACGAGCUGAGAGUUGCCAUCAGCGGCUUCCCUGUGAAGGACGUCAUUCGGGGCCUAUGCUCACGGCACACCAACAAGCUGGUGCAGGUCAAGGGCGUCGUAACCAAGCGGACCGGGGUCUUCAAUCAGGUGAAGCGGCUCUGGGUCCGCUGUGCCAAGUGCAAUUUCGCCAUGGGACCAUUGGACGUAGCUGAGGAGACUGACCUGCGACCUUCCAAGUGUUUGGAGUGUCAGUCGAAGGGCCCCUGGAGAGUGGACCGUCAGCAGACCAUCUACCAGAACUACCAGAAGCUUACCCUUCAGGAGAGCCCCAGCUCAGUGGAUCCAGGUAAGAUGCCAAGAUCUAGAGAAGUGGUCCUCACGGGAGACCUGGUGGAUACGGUCCGUCCUGGAGACGAGCUGGAUGUGACCGGCAUCUACAGGUGCCUUCACGAUGCCGCCACGAAUGCUCGCACAUGCUUCCCGGUGUACCGAACCGACAUCUUUGCUGUUCACGUCUCCCGCAAGGGUGACCUGAAGUUGGUGCAGAUCUCCGAUGAUCAGCAAAAUCAGAUCCUAGAGCUCGCAAAAAGCCCAAACUUUCGAGAGCGCUUCAUUGCUUCCAUGGCACCCUCCAUCUACGGCAUGUGGCAUGUGAAGACGGCCAUUGCCUUGAGCAUCAUGGGAGGCCGUCCCAAAGAGGUGGCUGGCAAGCAUCGCAUCCGUGGCGAUAUCAACACCCUUAUCGUCGGUGAUCCUGGGUUAGGCAAGAGCCAGUUCCUGAAGUAUGUGGAGCAGAUCUUCCCCCGGGCAGUCUACACGACAGGUAAGGGAGCCAGCGCAGUGGGCUUGACUGCAGCGGUCACACGGGAUGAGACCGGUCACUGGUGCCUGGAGGGUGGCGCCAUGGUCUUGGCAGAUGAUGGCAUGUGCUUGAUUGACGAGUUCGACAAGAUGAAUGACAAAGAUCGAACUUCGCUGCACGAAGCCAUGGAGCAGCAGUCAAUCUCCAUCUCCAAAGCUGGGAUCGUUGCCACCCUGCAGGCGCGAUGCGCGGUGGUGGCCGUGGCAAAUCCUACAGAGGGCCGCUAUGAUCCUCAGCGGACAUUCUCCCAAAAUGUGAACUUGAGCGAUCCCAUUCUCAGCCGUUUUGAUCUCACAUGCGUGCUGCGAGAUGAGGCAGAUCCUGUGCAGGACGAGAUGCUGGCAGAUCAUGUGGUGUGCAGCCACAUCCGCUCGCAUCCAGAUGCAACCCAGGAGGAGAAGAACAAGAAGCCGCGCUUGCAGUACCAGCAGACGCACGCGCAGCCUAUCAGCCAGGAUCUCCUCAAGAAGUUUAUCGUCCAUGCUCGUCAGCGAGUUGCGCCCAAAAUGGGCGACGUUGAUGCCGAGAAGCUCGCCGCCUUCUACUCCGAGCUGAGGGCAGAGGCGUCCCGCACCGGGGGCGUGCCCAUGACAGCACGGCACAUGGACAGCCUCAUCCGGCUGGCAGAAGCAAAUGCUCGUAUCGAGCUCCGGCAGCACGUGACGUCCGCGGACAUUGAUAAUGCCAUCGCAGUGAUGCUGGAGUCCUUCAUCCAGAGUCAGAAGCAUCAGGUUGCGGAAGAAAUCCGCAAGAAGUUCCGUCGGUACCUGGCCAGAGGCCCCUUAGGUGACCAGGUUUGUGCACUCUUGGAGAAGCUCUUCAAGCAGAAGGUGAUCCAGAUUCAGCUUAGCCAGCCCGCAAAGGAUGUGGAGAUCAAGGAUGUCUUCCUUGAGAUGUCGGACAUCGUUCGAGCCCUUGAGCAGCAGGAUCUUGCUGUGGAGGACGCCGCAAGCUUCAUGAGUGCGCCGCGUGUUCAGCAGAACUUCCGCCUCGACGGUGAGAGGCUCUAUCGAGUUCUCUAG
Symbiodinium pilosum is the source of this 2439-nucleotide messenger RNA. The record is from the annotation of a GenBank genome assembly. NCBI's taxonomy places the organism in Eukaryota, Dinophyceae, Suessiales, Symbiodiniaceae.